Molecule: messenger RNA, 1719 nt
Organism: Odobenus rosmarus divergens (Pacific walrus)
Lineage: Eukaryota; Metazoa; Chordata; Mammalia; Carnivora; Odobenidae
Gene: ILDR1
Product: immunoglobulin-like domain containing receptor 1
Exons: 8
Coding region: 43-1683 (546 amino acids)
Cellular component (GO): plasma membrane
Molecular function (GO): high-density lipoprotein particle receptor activity
Source: RefSeq, a predicted model, not a curated record
CCCCCGAGCCCCUGAGCUGGCAGGGGCCAGAGAGCGGCCGGCAUGGGCCUUAAGCUGCCUGCGCCUUGGCUGCUGCUCUUCACCGGGCUCCCAGCAGGGUGCCUGUCCUUGCUGGUGACGGUCCAGCACACAGAGCGCUAUGUCACCCUGUUUGCCUCCAUUGUCCUCAAAUGUGACUACACCACCUCCGCCCAGCUCCAGGAUGUCGUGGUGACGUGGCGCUUCAAGUCUUUCUGCAAGGACCCCAUCUUUGACUACUACUCUGCAUCUUAUCAGGCGGCUUUAUCCCUGGGCCAGGACCCGUCCAAUGACUGCAACGACAGCCAGCGGGAGGUUCGCAUUGUGGCUCAGAGGCGGGGGCAGAAUGAGCCCGUGCUGGGGGUGGAUUACCGGCAGCGCAAGAUCACCAUCCAGAACCGAGCAGAUCUGGUGAUUAAUGAAGUGAUGUGGUGGGACCAUGGAGUAUAUUAUUGCACCAUUGAAGCUCCCGGGGACACAUCAGGAGACCCAGAUAAGGAGGUGAAGCUCAUUGUCCUGCACUGGCUGACAGUGAUCUUCAUCAUUCUGGGAGCCCUCCUCCUGGUCCUGCUGAUCGGGGUAUGCUGGUGCCAGAGCUGUCCUCAGCAUUGCUGCUGCUACAUCCGCUGCCCCUGCUGCCCUGCCCGCUGCUGCUGCCCCGAGGAAGCCCUGGCCCGCCACCGCUACCUGAAGCAGGCUCGGGCCUUAGGCCCUCAGAUGAUGGAAAAACCCCUAUACUGGGGGGCGGACAGGAGCUCCCAGGUUUCAUCUUAUCCAAUGAACCCGCUGCUGCAGCGAGAUUUGUCCCUGCGAUCCAGCCUCCCACAGAUGCCAAUGACCCAGACCGCUGCUCACCCUCCCAUCGCCAAUGGUGUCUUAGAGUAUUUGGAGAAAGAGCUGCGGAACAUCAAUCCAGCCCAGCCUCUGCCCCCUGACCUUAAAGCCAUAUCUGGCCAAGCCUGCAGCAUGCUGUCCUCCCUGGGCUCUGAGGUUGUGGAGCGCAGAAUCAUCCACCUGCCCCCACUGAUCAGAGACCUGCCGUCUUCACGGAGGACCGGCAACUCCUCCUGCCAGGAGUGGCUCACCCCAAUUCCCCCUGGACCCUGGGAUCCAAGGGAGAGGAGAAGGCAGGCCCACUACUCUGAUUUCCACCAGGAGCUUCAGGACCGGGAACCUAACCGCUGGGCAUUGGAGGGACAGGAGCUGAACCAACUUCAGAGGGGAAGGCACCACCGCUCCCGGCUGCACGGGUCACCCGCGCCCUGGUCAGACAGGGACAGCCUCAGUGACGGCCCCUCAUCAAGCAAGGCCCGCUGGCGGCCCGACCACCCACCUCUCCGGAGCCGCUAUCCAGACCGACCCCGCAGGCCCAGUCCCCGGGAGAAUGCCCAGAGGCACCCGAGGCGCAGGCACCGCAGCUAUUCCCCUCCCUUGCCUUCUGGCCUCAGUUCCUGGAGCUCUGAGGAGGAUGAGAAGGAGAGGCGGCCCCAGAGCUGGGGAACCCACCGCCGCCGCAGCUCAUACUCCUCAGACUGGCCUGAGGAGAAGCCACCCAGCUACCGGUCACUGGAUGUCAUGCCAGGCAAGAAUGGCAGGAAAAAAGGGAGUGUGGAGAGGCGCUCGGAGAGAGGCAGCUCCCAUAGUGGAAGGAGUGUGGUCAUUUAGCCACUGGGUACAGCACUACUUCUUUGGCUACUUCUC